CGACGAAGACGAUACAUCAGUAGAAAGUUACGCGGCAGUUAUCUGUUCCAAUCGGAAUGAUGCAUGCUGCGGAGCAUCCAAACACGAUGAUGAGAAAAGUUUUAGUAUCGCCGCAGCACCGGCUGAUACUACGACUUUAGGCGAGUGUCCGGUGGCAACAGUCGACGCGGUUUCCCAGGUGGGAAGCCGACCUAAAAACUUGCUGCAGACCGUAGAUGAACAUGACUGCCUGUUGUUACACCUUUGCGACAGCCUCUGCUGAUUAAAAUGGAUAAUGAUGCCGACCUGGUUCGGGCAACGUCUACAGCUGUAUCUUGUCGAGAAGGGGUUUCGCCGAGUACCGCCCGAACUCGAAGAUCUUUGUGGCAUCGGUUCCGAGUUUCCUCCACUGCGGUUGCACAGCGGUGUGCCGACAGAGUCGUUGCUGUGAUGCGGCGUGUUUGCGUCGUUCCGACGUUCCACGUGCUUGUCUUUCAAGGCUUUCUAGGCACUAUUCCUUGGCGCGGCUUUCCAUUUCUUGCAAUGUACUAUAGAAAUCUUGGGUUUCCGCCUGAAGCGGUUGCACAGUUGAAUUCGCUGCCACGAUUCGGUGGCAUCGCUCUCGCGGUCUUUGGUGGUUAUCUAGGAGAUUGGGCAGCCAAAUAGAACUUUUCGUUUCUUUCGGGACGUGUCCUGGUCGCGCAAGCGUCCGUUUUUCUUGGGAUUCCGUGCUGGAGCUUGAUGCUGCCUCCGGAUGAAACACUUCUUAUCGAUGAUGAUGCAGCAGAACCAGACAAAUUGAGAGGUACGUCUAUGAAAAAUCUCUCUACAUCUUCACAUACAUCGG
Molecule: messenger RNA, 826 nt
Organism: Amoebophrya sp. A25
Lineage: Eukaryota; Dinophyceae; Syndiniales; Amoebophryaceae
Source: the annotation of a GenBank genome assembly